UAUAUUAAUUGAUUUACAUGAAAGUUAUAGCAUUUACAACUGGCUGUAUAUAUACUGGGAAAUGUUUUUUUUUUCACUAGUAAUGGAAGCAAUCAGCGACUUAUAGCGGGACUGUGGCAGGCAUUCUGACAUUGGGGGGAGCUAACUUGGUGUCACUGACAUCCCCAGUGACACCAAUACAGUGAUCAGUGCUAAUUAAAAGCACUGAUACUGUACUAAUGGCACUGGGCAGGAAGGGGUUAACAUGUGGGGCAAUCAAAGGGUUAAUUGUGUGCUGUCUGUGUGUGUGUUUCACUGUAAGCACAUUGCUUUGUAUGGCUCUGCUAUGCAGAACCAUACAAAGCAGUGUGCAGGAGCUCACA
Molecule: messenger RNA, 362 nt
Organism: Staurois parvus
Lineage: Eukaryota; Metazoa; Chordata; Amphibia; Anura; Ranidae
Source: the annotation of a GenBank genome assembly